Messenger RNA from Bombus huntii, 4233 nucleotides. RefSeq names its product myosin-2 essential light chain (gene Mlc-c). The record is from RefSeq and is a predicted model, not a curated record. Gene Ontology annotation, molecular function: calcium ion binding; myosin heavy chain binding. The coding region runs from base 137 to 850 and encodes 237 amino acids. NCBI's taxonomy places the organism in Eukaryota, Metazoa, Arthropoda, Insecta, Hymenoptera, Apidae. Gene Ontology annotation, cellular component: myosin II complex. The transcript is spliced from 7 exons.
AAUUGAGGUUACUCAUUAUUAUAUGACUAUCACAGUCACAAUUUCCAUGUAGAACAAUAUAAUUCUUUGAAUUUCAUUUCCGUUUCCUUAUUUUAUUUUAACCAUUAUAUUUACUAAACAUUCGAUCGAGUUGUAAAUGUCAGAAAUUUUUACACAAUUUUCAAAAAAUCCAGUUUCGGUGUUGAUUAAUUUUAUCGUUUUAUAUGCGUCACAUUCCAAUAAAACCGAUGACUACAUAAAUUCUCUGAAUACUACUGGCUUGAAAAACUUGGUACGAUCGAGGCGCUCGUUGUCCAACGUACAUAUAUACACGUUCGCGGUAAAAAGAUACGUACUGUGUGUGUCACUAACGAUAGUCAAGCAAAAUGGCAUCUUACUCGGAGGAUCAGUUAGCAGUUAUCAAGAAUUAGCUAACAGAAUGAUGUCAUCAAUUGAGGAAUUUCAAGAGGCAUUUCAACUGUUUGACAGUCGAGGAGAUGGAAAAAUUCACGUAGCCCAAAUUGGUGAUGCAUUGCGUGCUCUAGGACAAAAUCCAACUGAGUCAGAUGUUAAAAAAUUUACUCAUCAACACAAACCUGAUGAACGUAUUAGUUUUGAAGUGUUUCUACCAAUUUAUCAAGCUAUAAGCAAAGCUCGCACAUCUGAUACAGCUGACGAUUUUAUAGAAGGAUUACGUCACUUUGAUAAAGAUGGAAAUGGUUUCAUUUCUUCUGCUGAACUGAGACACCUUUUAACCACACUAGGUGAAAAACUGAGUGAUGAAGAAGUUGAAACCCUAUUGGCUGGUCAUGAAGACUCGCAGGGUAACAUUAAUUAUGAAGAUUUUGUUCGACAAGUGAUGUGUGGUUAAAUUCCCAUCUUACUAGAUACAAGUAAUUAUCAAUCAAAGAAAUUUGUAUCUGCCAUAAAGUAUUUUUCAAGCAUUUAAUUCCUUUUAUUUACUUGUAUUGUAUUUUAUUAUUAUUGAAUACUACAUAAGAUUAUACAUAAUAGACAUCCCAAUAUAAUGCUUUAUUAGGAGGAUAGAAUAACAUUAAUCUCCUUUUGUUUGUUUAUAUAAUAUAAUAUAUUAUGCCUUGAUGUGAAGGAUUCAUAAAAGAGAAUAUUCAAAAUUGAAACUAAUGUGAAAUUUAAAGAAAGGAAAGGAUUUAAUUAUCCCAUAAAUCUUUUAAUUUAUGUAUUAAUUUGAGUAAUUAUUUUUAAUAUUUGUCAUUAAUUUUAUAUAUCAGUAUACAUUUAGAACUUGUAUGUAAAUGGAAAUAUCCUUUCUUGUUAUUUAUAAAUAUGAAGAAUUGUGCACUGACGAAAAUAAAAUUUAUUAAAAGUGAAACCUAAGUACAAAAUUUAGAUAUUCUUUAUGCAUUUAAUUAUCUGAAAUAAAAAACGGGGCAUGUACUUUUUUGAAAUAUAUCUAUAAAUACCUCAUUCCCGAAAAAUAUUAAAAGAGAGGCAGCUUCAUUAGUUCACAUAUAAAGAUGUUAAUAUUGUUCUAAAUGCUCAUUAAAAGUUAUUAAUUGUGUAAAUAGAAUGUUAUGAAUGAAAAAAUCUAAUCGAUUUGUAUCGACUCGAUAUAACUCGAAUCGAAUCGAGUGAAGUCGGCAUUUAAGGAGGAGCGCUUCAGUAUCGUUUCAUUCGCCUGAAUAGCACGGUUGCCUUGGUGUGUCAGUAACUCUACGAUAACUCUUAUCGGAUAGCGAUCGCUGGUCUAGCGAAUAUUUCAUUGUGGAAAAGUAAAAAUUACGGCCGCCAAAAUUUUACGAAGAAAGAAGUAUGAGUAUUAACUCCGGUUUACCAUUAAGUAAUUGUGGAAGUACUAAAAAAGGCAUAAUAAUGCCAAGUUUAAUAUCCAGCAAUUGUGACAUGUCAAGUAAAUAUAUGGACGAAAGUUUAGAGGAAGGCUCUAGAUUCCAACAACAUUAUUGUAUAACGUUGGGUGUGGGGCCUCUGUGGUGGUCCUGAUGUGCCCCAUGCCGCAUUGUCUGUAUCUACAGUCAACACAGAGAGCCGCGGCGUGGGGAUCAAGCAGAGUCAGCUCUCUGUGAGCUCCCACAUUGUUCAAGAGGAUGAAUUAUUGAAAGCUGUGCGAAAUAGCGAAUCAUUACGCUUGACAUUUACUCUACAUUUGACGGAAAGCACAUCCGUUGAAUGGGAAACUGUAGUAUGGCGUCAUUGUCUUUAUAUUCGCGUGCCAAGCUGCCUUUUACCCGAAGGUUCGAAAGAAGGUUUCGUGUCUCUCCUGGAAUACGCUGAAGAAACAUUACGAUGUACAAAUAUCAUCAUUUGUCUGCGUAAAGACAGAGCGGAUCGAGGUACUUGUCGUCAACCGUUCUUUGACUCCAAUGAAAAUGAUUAUGAGGAAAAAAGUUUCUCGUCUAAAACACUUUGUUGUUAUGGUUUAGCAAUGCUGGUUCGUACCUUCAUGUUUUUGGGCUUCACUGUACUACCGCCUACUCACUCCUUGGUACCACCAGGCAGUGAUGCUGGCAAUCUCUACAUGCUCUAUGCCAUCGAGUAGUCAACCAGAAGCUCGACUUCUCUUUCAAAUUUAACGCACAGGUAUUUUUUUUUUUUUUUUUUUUUUUUUUUUGUUUUUGUUUUUGCGUAAAUAUUAUCACUUUAACCAGUUCAUUUUUUGUCGAUCUAAGCUUCUAAGCUUUGCUAUUUCCAAGUAACUCUUAUCGUUUUUCUAUACUUUUUUUUUCUUUUUUGCCUUUUUCUCAAUUACAGGGGCUAACAAGUACAUAAACGGAAACGUAUACGUUCUACAACCAUCGAAACGAAAAAUAAAUUACAAUCCAAAGGUCUUAAAUAGUAAACGGAAUUUCUUUCUUUUCUAUUUUCUUUGCUAGUUUAUGUUAUUUACUACUAAGAAAAAUCACAAGUUUAGGAUUUCACGAAAAAAUAUAUAAAAAUUCAAAAUUUUCAUUUCGCAACUUGCUAUGAUCAUAAAAUAAAUUAUUGUAUUAGAAACUAACGACUUCGAAAGAUGUAAAGUAUGUAAAAUAUGUCAAAAAUAACAUUUCCAGCACCUUGGCGUUAAAUUUAAGAGAAAUAUCUUUAUAUGUAUACGUACGUACAUAUAUAUAUAGGGAGAGAGAGAGAGAGAGAGAGCGAGCGAGAGAGAGAGAAUGAGUGUGAGAGCGAGAGAGACAUGAAGAUGUACGGAGAAAAACGAAGAAAUACAGAACAAACCGAAACUGAUAGUCGGGUAUAUGUAGAUCGCCAACAUAACAGGUUGUGGGCGAAAAUGUCGAUUCAUUCUCUUGAAUACAAUGUUAAGAUCAUAUGAACAGCUGACGAAGCUUCCCACGUAAAAAAUUUGACGGUAUCAAGGCUUAAAAGUUACAUAAACCUAUGAAACGUCAAAUUAUAAAAGAAAUUUACUACUAAUAAAUCUCAAUGUUAAUUGUAUCAAAUUGGAUUUUACCGCGUUUUAUUCUGUAUUAUUAUACAUUUUUAAAAUCAUUUGUAAGUAUUAUUAUUCUAUAUACACAUAUACAGAUAUUUUAUACAUGUAACGAUGCGCAACUAGUGUUUGGUUUGUCUUAAAUAAUUAAUUUUUGUUUAACUUGUAUUUUUUACAUGAUGUAUACAAAUUCAUUACUUUCCCAAUAAAGAUUAGUUCAAAUAAAGCAUCAACUUGUGAUACAAUUUAUGAAACUUUGAUAUCAUUCUGUAUCUGUAAUGAGAUGUGAAAACAUAAUUCUAAACAUAAUCCCAAUUAAAAGAUAUAUUUAUAAUAUUUAAAAUAUUUCGUUAAAAUGUUUACUAAAACAAUCAAUUACACACUGGUAGCGAUCGUUGUAAUUGUAACUAGGUCGAUAUUUUCUUUUUGCUUUAUUAUGUUUAGGUAUUUAAAUAAUAUUUCUAAUGAUUGUAAUUAUAAUUAUAAUCUUUGGUAACCCGAAUCAAUUAACAUUGUGGAGUUUGUUUUAGUAAAUGCGUUCUUUAGUGUUGACUUGAUAAUAGAUGACGUUAAAUGACGUAAAAAAAGUGUUAAUAGCUUGCUAGAAAUAUAGAUAAGUACAGAAUAAUGAAUUAGUAUACGUUAACGCAAAUAGUUUACGAUUUAUCUUGAGUUUUCAAUUGAAAAUAAAACUCUGCGUUCUAUUAACUAGUAUUGUAUACUGUAUUGAUAUAGUUGAUUACAUGGAGAUACAUGUAUGUUACAUUUAUUAUUGUGGAAUUACCGAAAACACUCUUGCUAAAUAAAACUUUAGAAAAAUGCAUAAA